Cutaneotrichosporon oleaginosum is the source of this 1140-nucleotide messenger RNA. RefSeq lists its product as uncharacterized. Gene Ontology annotation, molecular function: acyltransferase activity, transferring groups other than amino-acyl groups. The record is from RefSeq and is a predicted model, not a curated record. Lineage: Eukaryota; Fungi; Basidiomycota; Tremellomycetes; Trichosporonales; Trichosporonaceae.
CUGCACACUCUCGGCGGCCUCAUUUUGGGGCAAUGCUUCUCUCAAUGACACCAUCUAAAGUCCAAGAGAGAACGUCUGAUUACUGUCUCCCGGUAGCCGCUACACCUCCGUAACACCAGCAGUGAUGGCGGUAGACUUGGCUCCGGCUGCAUGGCUGUGACCACCGAGAUCGCCGGCCGUUGAAGUAGAAGCGGUGAACAGCAGGACCUCCCCGAAAGAUGCGGGCGCCAGACAUCAUCAUUCGUCAUGGAGCUGAUGGUGUUUCAGAGGAUGAUUGGGAUGACUGGGGAGCUUAAGAGGGACGUCGGAGCAGCUGAGGUCUGGUCGUCGAGAUUACAGCGCAACCUCGGCGUUCUGGCUCCGCCAAACGGAGACAAACGACGUCAUCCUGACAAGAUAGCCGAGUCGCUCUCACCAUCUUCCGGCAUCUCCGCACCAUUCUUCCUCUUUCCACUCCCUUCUCAACCCUCAUAAUCCGAACAUGCAAGUAGUCAAGCGGCUGACCUCCCUCGACCCAGCCGCCAUCGAUGGGUUGGCGAAGCUCCUCGCCUCCUGCUUCGACCUCGACGACGAGCUCUACGCGGCGCUCUUCGGCGACGCGCCAGACCCGCUUCCCCUCAUCACGCUAUACUUCCGCUCGCGCGGCUACGAGAGCGUGCGCGACGACGAAGUAUACGUUGUUGAGGCUGCCGGUCUUAUAGUUGCGGCCGCGAUUGUCGUGCCCCCGGGUCCUAGGCGACAGAGGGAGGCGACGCCGUACUCGGACGAGUUGAAACGCGAGACACCGCCGGAUGUCACGGAGAAGCAGAAGAUUUUUCACGAGGUCGUCGACGAGCUCGAGAGCGAGGCGUUCGGUGACGACACAUACUACCUCUCCUUCCUCGGGGUGGCACCGUGGGCGCGUGGCAAGGGCCUCGCUGGCGCGUUGCUCAAGCAUGUUGUUGAUCGAGCACGCGCGGACGGCCGGCUGGUGACGGUCACCACGACGACAGAGGGGAAUAUUCCCAUGUAUGAGAAAUUUGGCUUCACAGGCAUCCAAAGCGCUGAGGUCACGCUGGGCCGGUCACGACUGGAUAUUUGGGCAAUGGACAAUGCUGCGUCCGAGGGGCAUUUGUAGAUGAAUGUGUGUGCAAGAGUGCA